AUGUGGCUACGAGCAUCCCCUUCCAGGAUCCGCCUCCGACAUCUGCUCUCGUCGACGAGGUCUUUUGCGAAAGCGCAGGUUGUGCUGGAGCAGCUAUGGCGGGAAAAUACAUUGGACUAUGCCUAUUCGCCGGUUCUGGGAGUACCCCCAAUGCUGUUCUCGUACGUCCGACAAGUGGCCCUGGUAUAUGCCCAGUUUCGAUCCCAGAGAUUCGACGUGCGACAAUGCCAUCGGCUGGAACAAGACUUGACGCGGUGGACCCAUGACAAUAUUUCCGACUCGUACGUCGUUGACACUAUCAGUUCCACUGAUUCUGCCAACGAAGAUCCCUCGUUGUCUUUGCCCUCUGACCUUCAACGUGCCACCCAAUCUUUCUUCGGACCAAAGCUCUAUAUCCUUGCUGCAAAGAUUCUCCUGAGGCGGAUGGUGGCACAUUCGUCCGAAAUGGGAGGCCAAUGUCUUUCAACAUCCCUUUCAACCUUGCUCUCCCAAGCUUUAGCUUUUGUCCGCUCCAUCGAACCUUCAGUGGAUUAUUUCGCAGAAUACUACUACUGA
Molecule: messenger RNA, 555 nt
Organism: Cladophialophora psammophila CBS 110553
Lineage: Eukaryota; Fungi; Ascomycota; Eurotiomycetes; Chaetothyriales; Herpotrichiellaceae
Exons: 1
Coding region: 1-555 (184 amino acids)
Source: RefSeq, a predicted model, not a curated record